AGUUAAAGAAAUAGAACUAGAUCUAAAUAAAUGAUUUGAUUUUCUUUGAGACGUUUUAUUGCAAGCCGAGUGAAAACGCAUGGGCAUGAUGUUUUGAGUCAUUUCUUGACGUCAUAAAUAACUAUAUUUAGUUUGGUUGACCCACGUGACCAAACACUAACUAAACUAAGAUGGCUGCGUUAAUAUCUGUUCCGCUAAAAAAGACUUACGAAGUCGAUUUAGUAAAGCCUCUUAGAACUUUUAUUCAGAACACAUUUACACAGGCUAAUUCAGAUGACUAUAAUCAGGCUCUUAGUGAGUUUAAUAAACUCAGAAAUACUAUGAUUACCAAAUCUGUGGAUAAGCAUGAAUCAGCCUUGGAAGUUUUGUACAGAUAUUAUGAUCAGCUGGUUGCCAUUGAAAACAAACUGCCCAUUGCAGAAAAUCAGAUACGUGUUCAGUUUAAAUGGAGAGAUGCAUUUGAUGAAGGUUCCUUCUUGUCUGGCAAAAGAACUCUAGCCAUUGCAUCUGCUGCUUACGAGAAAGUAUGUUUGCUGUUCAACAUUGCUUCACUACAGUCCCAGAUAGCUGCUGCCCAGAAUCAAGAAAAUAACGAUGGCUUAAAGUUGACAGUGAAACUGUUUCAGCAAGCUUGCGGAAUUUAUGGACACUUGAAAGAUAUAGUUCUGUCUCAUGUACAACAAGAUCCUACACCAGAUUUAAAUCCUGACACACUGAGUGCUCUGAGUUCUCUAAUGCUUGCACAAGCUCAAGAGGCUAUUUAUAGAAAGGCAACUCAAGACAAAAUGAAGGAAGCCAUGAUAGCUAAAUUAGCUUAUCAGACAUCAGAGCUGUAUUCUGAUGCUAUGAAAUUGAUGCAGUUAGGAUCCAUCAGAGACUUAUGGCCAAAGGAUUGGUUGCCCACUGUUGUUAUGAAGCAAGCAGGAUUCCAUGCCAUGGCUGAGUUUUAUCAAAGCAUUGUAGCACAACAGACCAAGAGUUAUGGUGAAGAGAUUGCCAGACUGCAGCAUGCACAGGAAUUGUUAGCAGCUUCUCAGAACAGAGGUGGUGCCACUUUCAAUUUCAAAGCAGAGCAAGCAAAAAUCCAGAGAGCAUUAGAUACAGCCACCAAAGACAAUAACUUCAUAUAUCAUGAUAAAAUACCAGACUUGAAAACACUGCAGCCUAUUGGCAAGGCUGUGGUGGCCAAAGCUGCCCCAGUGGCACAGCCUAUGAGUACAAAAUUCACUGAUCUAUUUGAGAAAAUUGUACCACUUCCUGUCCAUGAGGCUCUGACAGCCUUUGAGAACCGCAAGUCACAGAUAGUCAGCAUGGAAGUUGGUAGGCUUAGGAAUGCUACAGAGAUGAUGAACAGUGUUCUAGCAUCUUUGAACUUGCCUGCUGCUCUUGAAGACUUGUCUGGGGAGAGAGUUCCUCAAUCAGUUUUGGAGAAGGCUCAACAGAUUCAAGAACUGGGAGGUCUGACCAAGCUAGACAAACUCAUGAGUGAUUUACCAGAGUUACUCACAAGGAACAGAGAAAUUCUCGAUGAGAGUAUCAAAGCGUUAGAUGAUGAAGAGAGGUCUGAUGUACAGCUUCGGGAACAGUUCAAGGAGAGGUGGACCAGGACGCCCUCUGCUUCACUGACCAAGCCUAUGAGAGAUGAAGCCAUGAAGUACAAAAAUAUACUGGACACUGCCAUCCAAGCUGACCACAUAGUUAAAAAUAAAUAUGACACACACAAGAAUGCUAUUGCCCUGUUAUCUAAACCAAAGGCUGAACUAGAAACUGCAUUGCCUGCUGCAAGUGCUGCAGGGUCUCUUCAGAACAGUGCAGUGGUCAAAAAGUUAAGGGAUCUUAUAGAACAGGUAAAUACUAUCAAAGCAGAAAGAGAUGUGAUUGAAGUGGAGGUGAAAGAUGCUAAAUGUGACAUGAGUAGUAAAUUUUUUGCUGCCCUUGCCUCCGAGGGCAUGAUCAAUGAAGAGGCCAUUUCUCAGGCAGAGUUGGAUAGAAUCUACUCACCAUUGAGGGAGCAGGUGUCUGACAGUAUACACAGGCAGGAGAUGGUUCUAGCACAAAUACAGAAUGCCAACACAGAGUUUUGUAAUGCUAAAACAUCCAACCAAAAUGCUGCCCAGAGAGAGACACUUUUAAAAGACCUUGCAGCUGGUUUUGACAGUUUCAUGGAGUUAAAAUCAAACAUCGAGGAAGGAACCAAGUUCUACAACGACCUGACCCCAUUGCUUGUCAGGUUGCAGACUAAAAUCAAUGACUUCUGCUUUGCACGCAAGACAGAGAAAGAUGAACUGAUGGCUGACCUCCAGAAGGCAAUAGUGAACACGCCUUCACAGGCCCCGCCAAUAACCCCACGCUAUCAGGGAGGUCCCCCGCAAGAUAACAAUUCUAAUGCCCCUCCGAUCCCAGCCCCACGAAAUGCGCCAGCUCGUCCUCCCCCACCACGUCCUCCCCCACCAGAAGUGCCGACAUCAACACCAGCAGCAGCAGGAGGCUCCGCACCCUCAGGGGCCACAAGCACACCAAAUCCUCCUGCCACAUCUUCUGCUCCUUCACUUCCUUAUCCAGUAAAUCCAAAUCAACCAGGAAUGACUCAAAACCCUUUUGGACAACCUGGCAACUUCCCAGGUGGCAACUGGCAGGCUCCAUACCCACCCCAACCAGGUCAAGGAUAUCCAAUGCCUCAGAUGCCUGCAGGGUACAACCCUUAUAACCCAUACAUGGGUUACCCUGCCCAGAAUGCCUAUCCUCAGCAAGGACAGAAUCCACCAGGCUAUGCCCCUCCAUAUGGGCAGCCAUAUCCUUAUCCACAGCAGCAGCCCCCUCAGGCAGGAUACCCAUAUCCAGGUUAUCCUGGGCAACAAUACCGUUGAGCACAGAAGAAGACAAUCGUGAUGCUAGCCGUUUGUGAAUGUAUUCGUCAGCCAUGUCAAAUUUAGAGCUUGUCCAAUUUUAACACUAUUAUAUAGAUAUUGUUAUUCCCAGUAUAAAUACUAGAAGUGAAUUUGAAUUAGGCUUGUCAGAUAAAUCAGCUCUCUGUAGUAGGUCUUCACUCUUUUAUGUUCUCAAUAGUAUCAAAUGUCUGUCUGACUUGCAGGUGUCUUUUGGAACAGAAUAAUGAAAUACAUAUAUUUUUUAAAAUAUUAUUUUGUAAUGAAAAGAAAUCUGGUUAUGAAAGCUGUUCUAAUGUCAGUGUAAGACAAAAGUUCUUAUCAAUUAUUGUUUCAUGUGGAUUGUUGUUGUAAAUCUCUGUAAAAAAUACAAUUAUUUAUAUGAUUUAAUACAUUUUAUGAUAAACCAAUUUAACUUUUUUUUUGCAAGUAUGCAAAACCUAUAAAUAAAUAUGAAUUUGUUCAAUAGUAAACACGAAUGCUGAUUUAUUGAGGUUAUGAAAUAAUAUUGCCUUUGUCUUUUCAAAAGAAAUUUAGCUUAUAUAAUUGUUCUCAUUAACAGGACAGUGAGUAAUUAUUUUAACCAUUCCAUAUUUGUUUUUUUUUAUAAGACUGCUUGUAGGGAUAAAAUAAUAGUUGAACCAGAGAAGUAACCUAAUAAUUGUCUUCUGGCAUGUUUGUAAAAAUAGAAAUAUUAUCACCUCUGUUAGACAUUUGAUGCUGGAAUAUACAUUACUUAAUGCAAUGAAUUCACAUCUUGAUGUUUUAUUAUAUUUAUAAGACAAAUGUUACCAGUGCUGCACAAUUUUUAAUAAAAUGAAAAGUACAGGAAAAAAAGUCACGCUCACCCACAUACAAUUGACUUUAUUGAGAAUAGGAAUUAAUAGCCAGCAGUCUAAAAUGCAAGAGAAGAUACAGAUACAAUAUACAUGUUGAAAGUCUAGUAGACAGCCUGAUUAAGUGGUGUUACAUCAGUGUGCAUAUUGUGUGUGAGGAAAUAUUUUUGUAUAAAAUGGAUAAUUUUUUUUUAAAGGGAAACUCCGAUGGUUUUGACAAUUUUUGAUAUAAUAUGUGUUUUGAUUUACAGAUAAUGAAUAUAUUCUUCUUUUUUUUUAUUUGCAAUAAUAACUUAGUAAUUGGUGUUUUUCUGACGUAAUUUUCCUGCGCAUCCAAAACAGUCAGACUUUCACCGGGUUUCUAUGUGAUGUCACAAAGGUGUUUUAAUCUAUUGACUUAUUGUAUAACAGGAGACCAUACAGCAAAGUUUACAUUCUCGUAAAAGAAAUAUAUUUUCGUCUAUGCAGUUAGAUCUAGGAUCUUGUAAGCAAAGAAAAAAUGCGUAUUAAAAGUAGAUUUAUAUGUUGACUAAUCACGGCAGUGUGUAUUUUCUCGCCAGACCACUCAACACACAACAAACACUAUCGCUUGGUUUUCUUGUCAUGACUGACUACACGUAGUCUCGACUAGCCUUACACUGACCAGCUUGUUCGAAUCAUUCAGACACACGAUCUAUUUACUUCUUGGGAUAGGGAGAGGCUUAGAUGAAAAUGUUACUUUUUUUUCACCUAAUGCUUUUGGAUCUAUCUAUACAUGUUUAUAUAUAUAACUGUAUCAUAUCUCUGGACUAGGCCGUCACUAAGCCUAACAGCUACUGUAAGAAUGAAGCGAUACGAUUGGUUAAAUCAAGUUUCUCUUUCAGUAAUGUUUAGGGAAGUGACGUAUGAAAUAACUUAAAAUAAAAUCUCAAGGAAUCCCGUUUUUUUUUUAGAUGUCAAGAGUUUACUGACUAAUUUAUUCAAUAUAAAAUUUUCUAAGCAUUUAAAUAAAAAAUUAUAUAAUGUUUACUAUUACAACUUUUUACGCAGAAUUUAAAUAUGUCAAUAACUCAAAUUUGAAAAACUAUCGGAGUUUCCCUUUAACAAACAAACAAAAUAGUAGCUUAUCUUCAUUAUGAGCAGAUUUUAAUUUUGCUGCAUUUUUGUUUAAAAUAAUUUAAAAAAAAACAACAAGAAGUUACAAUAAAUGAAUUGAAAUGUCUGGAAUAUCUUUGUUGAAUCUAUUGAGUAGACCCAACUGUUACCAAUGUGAUAUGGUUUUCUCAGGCUGUUAAGUCAUGAUCCAUCUUGAAUCUAUAAAAAUACCAUUUUAAAAUGAAAACGGUGACAGAUGUGAAGCACAUUGAAUCUUAAAGUUGACCUAAUGGAUGAGAAACAUUUUGAAUGUUUAUUUAGUAUUUGUGAAACAGUUUUUUAUAUUUUAUAGGAAUUACACUGACAAUUUAAUCUAUAUUAGUCUCUUGUAAUGCAUUAUGACGCAAUACAUUUUAUUUGUUCUUGUUUCUUAUGUUUUUUUUUUGUUUUUGCGAUAACAAAAAGCUUUAGUUUUAUAAUUCUGUGCAAUGAAAAAAUUCAUUUCAUGCAUUAGUCUAUUCAUGACAGUAGACCUAUUCUACUUUCAUACAGUGCUUAGAUUAAAAUACAUUAAUUGUAUGACAAAACUAAGGUGUUUUAAAUGCAGUAGACAUUAGAAGUUUAUUUGUACACCUAAACAUUUCAUAUUUAAACCUAAUUGCAUGCAUUUCUUUACGUUGGCAUUCCUUUAUUCAUUCAUUAUAUGAUUUAUUUUUUGGUGUGCUUAUUCAACAUUUUAUUGAAUUGCAGACAUCUUUAGUUUAUUAUACAGAUUCCACUUAAAAUCAAAUUUUGGUCAAUUUUAUAAGUCUAAAAAUUAGUUUGUAAUUUUUUUUUUUGUGCACUGAAGAAUAUUUGUGUAUGCUUUAUUUCUGUGAGAGUUUUUUGUUUGCUACAAUUGAGUAGAGAAACCUAACACGAUAAAAGGAUGGGAACGCCAAAAUGGUGGACUGGAUUGUGAACUUGUUUCUUUUUUUUUUUUUUAAUAACUUUUAUCAAUAGAAAAACACACUUAAAAUUUAUUAUCAACUUCACCAAAUAAUUUCACCUAGGUAUUAAAAAAAAAAGUACUAAUCAAAUAUUUGAAUGACCUUACCUUGUUUUUAAAAAUCAGAAAAUGUUAUGUGCAACAGUUUGCCUGACAUUGUGACAUGUACUUCUUUCUUAAAAUGUUGAGAUUGAAUCUUUAGUUAAUUAUCUUGUGGAAAUGAAUUGCUUUUUUUUUGCCUUCAUUUUAUACAAUCAGAAUGAGACUAAACCUUUAAUAAAUAUGUUUUACAAAUUA
Messenger RNA from Biomphalaria glabrata, 6080 nucleotides. RefSeq names its product programmed cell death 6-interacting protein-like. The transcript has 19 exons. The coding region runs from base 171 to 2867 and encodes 898 amino acids. Gene Ontology annotation, molecular function: protein binding. Gene Ontology annotation, biological process: mitotic cytokinesis. Gene Ontology annotation, cellular component: endosome. The record is from RefSeq and is a predicted model, not a curated record. NCBI's taxonomy places the organism in Eukaryota, Metazoa, Mollusca, Gastropoda, Planorbidae.